AUGGCAACUAUAGCAUCGGGCCGCCCGGCUAUGAAGCUGGAUGCACCGGCUUCGCAUCCCUACAGCUGCAACACAUGCCAGGUCGCUUUCCGGAAUAGCGACCUGCAGAAGAACCACAUGAAGGGCGACUGGCAUCGGUAUAACCUCAAGCGUCGCGUUACUUCCCUUCCUCCCAUCUCGUCCGAACUGUUCGCCGAGCGUGUCAUCCAGUCCCGAGCAUCCACAGCUGCCGAGGCGGACAGGGCCAGCUUUGAGCGUGUUUGCGAAGUCUGCCAGAAGACGUACUACAGCGAAAACUCGUUCCGGAACCACAUCUCGAGCCAGAAGCACAAGGCCAAGGAGGUCGUCGCAGCCAUCCGUGGUCGGGGUGUAAGGGAUGGUGAUGAGGGAAGCUCUGUCUUGAGUUCCACCUUCUCCCUAGGUGAGCCUCACCAGAAGGCAGUCGAUAUCACCAGCGAGACUGUCGACUCCGACGCCGAAGAAGAGUUCACUCAGGUCGUGAAGAACCUGAAGAAGGCUACCAUUGAAGGGGAGCCGUCUUUGCUGAAGCGCCCGGAGCAUCCGCAUCUCUCCGCUGCAGCCCAGCACAAAGACGAACAUCCCCUGACGCAAGCGACUGCCACUUCAGCGUCCGAGGACACGGCAACUCCAGCGCUGUCCAAGUCGGGCGCGCCGGCCCACUCACUGAACCUCUGUCUCUUCUGCAACUAUGCCUCGCCUUCCGUCGCUCUCAACACGGCUCAUAUGGAGCGCUUCCACGGCAUGUUCAUUCCGGAAAAGCAGUACCUCGUCGACACCGACGGCCUGCUGGACCUGCUGCAGACCCGCAUCCGUGACGACCAUGAAUGCAUCUACUGCGGCAAGAUCCGAGCAGACGUGUUCGCCGUGCAGACCCAUAUGCGGGACAAGGCCCACUGCAAGAUUCCCUACUCGACCGUCGAAGAGCAGGUGGAGAUUGGCGACUUUUACGGCUUCCGUGCAACAUACUCCGACAGCGAGCCCGACGAGGAGUCGAGCGAGGACGAAAAGGAAUUGAAGACGAACGGCGGUGCUAAGCUCGGCACCAAGCUCGGCGCAAGGCGUGCCACAAAAACGACUGUCGCUGGUGGUGAUGGAUCUAUGUCCGACGACGAUGAGGACGACAGAGAAGGCAACGGAUGGGAGACGGACAGCUCUGCGUCGUCACUCGACUCGGAUGAUCUGACCGCCGUCCCUGCCGACAACCACUACCACCAAUUCGACCGCCUGGAGAGGCACCCACACCACAGCCAGACCGACCCUAGGGCUCACCACCAGACCGACGGCUGGCACUCGCACGCACACAAACACAACCACGCCGUCUUCUACGACGAGUACGAGCUGCAUCUGCCAUCGGGCCGCUCUGUCGGCCAUCGGUCACUCAACCGCUACUUCCGACAGAAUCUCCGCAACUAUCCUUCGCUGGCCGAGCGCGAAAAGCUGGGCCACUUCGCCCUCGAGGCCGGAGACGAAGCCACCGACGCUGGUGCAGAUGUCAUGGAGCUGGACGAAGACGCCGCUACCAGCGGAGAGCCAUCAUCGGCUCUCACGCGCACAAACCGAGCAGUGUCAACACGUCCUCCACCACGCAACACUCUCGGCCUAGCCGGCGUGUCAGACAAGUCAAAGGCCGCCCUUGUCAAGGUCGAACGCAAAGCAGUUUUGUCAAAGACCAUCGCGACGGACAAAGCCAGGAUUCGGCACAGCGCAAAGUCCAUCGGACAGAGCUUCCGCUUCUUGGGACGCACAUGA
This is a messenger RNA of Grosmannia clavigera kw1407, 1770 nucleotides long. Its product is annotated as c2h2 finger domain containing protein. The transcript has a single exon. Bases 1 to 1770 code for a protein of 589 amino acids. NCBI's taxonomy places the organism in Eukaryota, Fungi, Ascomycota, Sordariomycetes, Ophiostomatales, Ophiostomataceae. Gene Ontology annotation, biological process: ribosomal large subunit biogenesis. The record is from RefSeq and is a predicted model, not a curated record. Gene Ontology annotation, cellular component: preribosome, large subunit precursor. Gene Ontology annotation, molecular function: zinc ion binding; nucleic acid binding.